UUAGGAGAUUAUGAUUAUCAGACAGAUUAAACAGUGAUUAGAAAGAGAGAGGGAAGUGGUAUAUAAAGAAAGGCAAGGGAAAGCAAUUUUCAAUGCUAGAAAUGCCCAUAAUCUCAUCUAAUCUUAUUUAUCAUCUCUCCUUUUCUUUUCUACAUAAAUUGUUUGAUUUGAAAGAAGAAGAACCGAACUUCAGCAACAGAGAAGUACCAUAAAGAGUAGAGUUAUAAGUUUGGUCACUGACAUAUCGAUAUCUUUUGUGGGCAAAGCACAGGUAGCUAGCAAAGAUGCGUAGCAUGUCCAGCUCGGGCUCUUGCAGAGGCAUCGCUGCCAUUGUUGGCGUCGGACCCAAACUGGGUCUAUCCAUCGCCCGAAAGUUCGCCCAUGAAGGCUACACCGUCGCCAUCCUCGCCCGUGACUUAGGGCGAUUAUCAGUAUUUGCAGACGAGAUAGCAAGGGAGGAGAAAGCACAAGUGUUUGCGAUCAGAAUUGACUGUUCAGAAUCAAGAAGCGUGAAGGAGGCAUUUGAAGGAGUGCUGUCACUUGGAUUUGUUGAAGUGCUGAUAUACAAUGCUUACCACCCAGUCUCUUUGCACCCCGCCAACUUAACUGAUAUCCGCAUUGAUUCUUUUGAAAAAUCUGUCUUCGUCUCCUCCAUUGGCGCUUUUCUUUGUGCUCAACAGGUUCUUCCUGGCAUGGUGGAAAGGGGAAAGGGGACAAUUCUGUUUACUGGGUGCUCAGCUUCCCUCAGUGGCAUGGCGGGUUUCUCUGAACUAUGCUGUGGGAAGUUCGCCUUGAGAGCACUGUCGCAAUGCCUGGCAAGAGAGUUCCAGCCCUGUGGCAUUCACGUCGCCCACGUCAUCGUCGAUGGUGUCAUUGGCCCACCCAGGGGACCGACGACAUCGCAGAGAUCGGUGGUUGGGGAGCAACAACAGGGCGGAAGAGGAGAGGGGACCAUGAUAACGAUGGACCCCGACUCGCUGGCUCAGACCUACUGGCAUUUGCAUGUUCAAGAUCGAACCGCUUGGACCCAAGAGAUGGAUCUUCGUCCUUCUCCUGGAUUCCACCAGUUCUGAUUCCCCAGUUUCCACUCUUCCCUUUUAUACAUUACUUUACUAAAGUACUUUCUCUUUACAAUGCAUUGCAUAUACAUAUUGUUCACUCUGGUUGGACCCUUGCCAGUUACCACACUGCUCAAACUAAAGGGUCGUUGUUGCUUGCGUUAUAUGUGAUAUUAUUGUAUGAUUGAAGGCUCA
This is a messenger RNA of Mangifera indica (mango), 1253 nucleotides long. RefSeq names its product NADP-dependent 3-hydroxy acid dehydrogenase YdfG-like. Bases 285 to 1073 code for a protein of 262 amino acids. The transcript has 5 exons. The record is from RefSeq and is a predicted model, not a curated record. NCBI's taxonomy places the organism in Eukaryota, Viridiplantae, Streptophyta, Magnoliopsida, Sapindales, Anacardiaceae.